Messenger RNA from Cordyceps militaris CM01, 1185 nucleotides. Its product is annotated as chitinase. Gene Ontology annotation, cellular component: extracellular region. The transcript has a single exon. The record is from RefSeq and is a predicted model, not a curated record. Gene Ontology annotation, molecular function: chitin binding; chitinase activity. The coding region runs from base 1 to 1185 and encodes 394 amino acids. Gene Ontology annotation, biological process: chitin catabolic process; carbohydrate metabolic process. NCBI's taxonomy places the organism in Eukaryota, Fungi, Ascomycota, Sordariomycetes, Hypocreales, Cordycipitaceae.
AUGCGCAUCACUUCCUACCUUUCUGCCUUGCUGGCCUUCACCACCACCGGCGUCGUGGGGAAAAAUGUCAUCGGCUACUACCCGUCGUGGAAGAAGCACCACGCCGACGCGAUGGACCUGAGACUGUACACGCACAUCAACUUUGCCUUUGCCAUUCCCGCCCGCGACGGCGGCCUUUUCUUUGAAGGCGACUGGUUCCUGCUGCAAGUCGUCUCGAGCCUCCACAGCAAGGGCGUCAAGGCCAUGCUGUCCGUUGGCGGCUGGACGGGCUCCAAGCACUUUUCGCCGAUCCUCAAGGACGCGGCCGCCAGCGCCAGCCUGAUCCGCAACAUUGUCCGCUACAUGCAGAGAUACGACCUGGACGGCGUGGACCUCGACUGGGAGUACCCGGGCCGUCUGGGCAACAGCUGCAACGCGUUCGACGCCGAGGCGGACGCGCGCAACUACCUCGCCUUCCUGCGGGCGCUGCGGCAGCAGAUGGAGGUGGCGUUUGGCCCGGGCCGCAAGCUGCUCACGCUCGCGCUGCGCGUGGAGCCGUUUGACGGCCCGGACGGGCGGCCGCUCGCCGACGUCGCCGCGUUCGCCGCCGUGGCCGACUUUGGCAGCCUCAUGCAGUUUGACGUCAACGGCGGCUGGAACCGCACGACCGGGCCGCUGGCGCCGCUGAGGUGCGAGCGCGGAAAGGGGCUGCAGGUGUCGUUUGUGUCGGCCAUUGACGCCUGGGUGAGGGCCGGGUGGCCCGCCAACAAGCUCAAUGCCGGAUACGCCUUUUACGGCCGCUCGACGACGGCGCUCGCCGACAUGAUGCUGGAUCCCACCAACCAGUACCAGCCGCAGGCGAAAACAGUGCCGCUCGGGGACAGCGAGGAUGCCCCGUGGCACGAUGCGUGCGCGGGCACGACCGCAAACUCGGGCAUCUGGCAGUGGAAGCACAUGAUGAAGCAAGGCGUGCUCAGCAGCCCGACGAAGGCCAAAGAGCCGUGGGUCCGCCAGUGGGAUAAUACGUCGCAGACGCCGUGGGUGUUUAAUCCGGAGACCAGGGUUUUCAUCUCGUACGACGAUCCGCAGAGUCUCCAGGUCAAGGUCGACUAUGCGGCGUCCAGGGGUCUGGCUGGCGCCAUGGUUUGGUCGCUCAACAUGGACGCUCCGUCUAAUACUCUACUGAACGUCCUUCGGGGUAGCUGA